AUGCAGCAGCCGAGGCGGGUCGUGUUGGUGCUCGUUCACACACUGUCGACCGGCGGACUCUACGAUGGCAUCUUCCGUGUCCUCGUCCUCAACAUCGGCUACUUUUUCGGACUAUUUGGCAGUAUCAGCCUCUACCGUGCAUGUUUCCACCCGCUGCGCAACUUUCCAGGGCCACCACUGGCAAAGCUCAGCACGCUAUGGUCUGCGCGCGAGACGGCCUGUAAUUACAGGUUCCAUGUUAUGGUGGACGAGAUUCAUCGGACAUAUGGAGACUUUGCGUGCAUUCGCCCCCGUGAAGUAUCUAUCAACAAUGUAGAUGCGCUGCGUGAAGUCCAUAGCCGUGGUUCCGUCUGCACCAAGGGACCUUUUACUAUGACUUCUGGACCCCGUUCCGAUCAAUUUCCAUAA
Messenger RNA from Aspergillus calidoustus, 408 nucleotides. NCBI's taxonomy places the organism in Eukaryota, Fungi, Ascomycota, Eurotiomycetes, Eurotiales, Aspergillaceae. The record is from the annotation of a GenBank genome assembly.